Messenger RNA from Erythranthe guttata (spotted monkey flower), 5646 nucleotides. Its product is annotated as eukaryotic translation initiation factor 4G. The record is from RefSeq and is a predicted model, not a curated record. NCBI's taxonomy places the organism in Eukaryota, Viridiplantae, Streptophyta, Magnoliopsida, Lamiales, Phrymaceae. Gene Ontology annotation, molecular function: mRNA binding; translation initiation factor activity; protein binding. Gene Ontology annotation, cellular component: eukaryotic translation initiation factor 4F complex.
UCAUUCUUCUUCUGCAUCUUUUUUUCUUAUUAUUUCUCAUACGGCGUCGUUCUGUUAUGGUUCACGCCAUUGUUAUCUCCCAGUAGAAACCCUAAUUUCAUUCCCAGGGAGAAAAGUGUUGCUCGAGAUUUCAGGGAAAGCGUUUUGUUUCUCCAAUACUAGAAUUUAUGUCUCACAAUCAAUCAAGGGCUGAAAGGAGCGAGUCUGCACAGUACAAAAAAACCGGCCGAUCUGGUAGCUUCAAUCAGCCACGUCAGUUCUCCGGCGGCGCCUCCAAUAAGGUCGGCGGCGGCGGCGGCGGCGCCCCCUCCGGCUCAGCCAAUCUUUCUAACCGCAGUUUUAAGAAGUAUAACAACAGCAGUGCACCACCAGUAGGGCAGCCCAGUGCAAGAAGCCCUAAUGUAGAUUCUAGUGUUUCACCUGCACCAGUUUCUCUACAGAAUGGUGCUCAUCAACAACAGCAAACUAAUAGAGUGUCCGUUACACCUGUCGUCAAUACAUCUUCUAAUGUCAAGCCGGCUGAUACUCCGAGCCAGACUAUCAGCCGAGCUGUUCCGAGAGCUCCAUCCUCUAAUGUUUCAUCUGAGUCUAAGACACCCACAACACCCGGAGAUGCAUCUAAGUCAUUUCCCCUGCAGUUUGGGUCCAUAAGUCCUGGUCUUAUGAAUGGAGUGCAGAUACCUGCUCGAACAAGUUCUGCACCACCAAAUUUGGAUGAGCAGAAAAAAGAUCAGGUGCGUCAUGAAUCAUUGAGGGCUGCUGCUGCAAAGCCAGUUCAAUCAAUUCCAAAUCAGCAAUUCCCAAAAAAGGAUGUGGGGAUUCCUGACCAACCUAAUGCUGUUGAAGCUCAGCUAGUUUCCAGAUCAAAGAGGGAUGCCCAAGUUUCAGCUGCACCACCUGUGACUCAAUCUCAGAGUCCUUCUCGACAUCCAAUCCAGGGUAUGCCCAUGCAACUUCCAUACCACCAGCCACAGGUUCCUGUUCAAUUUGGUGGUCAAAAUCUUCAAAUCCAGCCCCAAGCCAUGCCUGGACCGCCAAUGCCGAUGCCAAUGCCAAUGUCCGUACCUAUAGGAAAUCUACCGGUGCAGCAUCCAAUGUAUGUUCCAGGUCUCCAGCCACACCACAUGCAGCCUCAAGGAAUGAUGCAUCAGGGUCAGAGUUUGACCUUUCCACCCCAAAUGGGUGCUCAGCAUCCUUCUCAGUUGGGUAGCAUGGGAAUGAAUUUACCUCCACAGUUUCAACAGCAACCGGCUGUAAAAUACAGUGGUACUCGUAAAACUGUGAAGAUUACUCAUCCUGAAACUCAUGAAGAGCUGAGGCUUGAAAGCUCACCCGCCCCAAGGUUACACCCUAAUGUGCAAUCUCAAUCACAGCCCAUUUCUUCAUUUCCUCCUAAUAUCCAGAUGAAUUUUUAUCCGAGUCCUUACAAUCCAGCUUCCGCCUGUUUUCCUGCCGUGAGCUCUGUUCCUAUUAAUACUACUCAGGUUCCUCCCACUUCUCAGCCACCAAGGCCCUAUAAACAGGUGACUGUGAAAUCACCUGUUGGCUCUCAUGGGGAGAAAGAGGUAUUGCCACCCACAGGGUCACCUUCUGGUGGAAAGGCAGAGUCGUUGAAACCUUCAAGGUUACCAGGGGAAGGUUCGAUUUUUCCUGGCAAGGAGAUUGAGCCUUCACCAUUGAGCACUUUGCCAAUGCCAAAGCCCGGUUUAGGAACAUCAUAUGCAACUGUUGCCUCAUCAAGUCCUGUUGUUGUGGACAGAGUUGUGCCCCACACUUCAGUUUCGGCUUCCGAUCCUAUGGAUGGUUCUGCAUCAGCAUCAACUACCACUGCUGAAGCAAGAAGUGCAGCAGUAGUGCCUGAUUCUAUCAAAGAUAAACAUAUAAAACCAGGCAAUGACCAGCAAGACCAGGUUGGAAGGCCACAAACCUCUCCAUCAAGUUUGCCUUCUCAAUUCCCUGAACCUGAAGCGGUAGAAGUAAAAUCUAUUUCAUCAAGAAAUAAUUUGGUUUCUGAAAAUGAUGAGGAAUCAUCAUCAAUAAUUGCAGCUGCUUCGUCUGAGGCUUCUAAUUCGACAAAUGAGGGUGCUGGGGAAGGAAGGACGGCUGAGAUUUUUAAAAGCGUUGGAGUGAAAGGUGUAGAUAGCAUACAAUCAAAACCUGACACAAUUGGGAGAAAGGAACAAGGAGAAUCCAUAUUAUCUGGAAGUUUGGAAUCAUCUACACAUAGUUUGGAAACUUCUUUGAGGUCUCUUUCUUUAGAAUCUCCAAAAAUCUCGGGCAAAAUGGAGGAGAUCUCUAAUCAUGAACUAACAUCCACUACUGGUGUUUUAUCUGGACAUACUCCAGAUAAGUUGGACGAAUCUGUGCCAGUAACUGGUUUAUCUAUGCAAAAUGAUACAACUUUUACUUCAGAUGCAUCAUUGAGUGUGCCUCAUAGUAUUAAUACAAUGGAAACAACUGUUGCAAAGUAUGACCUGGUGGACCAGAAGUCUGCCCCUGUUUUAGUUUCAUAUCCUCCUGAAGAAGUAUUGGGAUCUGGAAAUGAAGAUGAAGAUAUUGUCAGUAAUGGUAGUGGCUUAGUCUCUCCUUCUCCAUCUAGUGUCAACGGUAAAGUCUUAUCAGAUGUAAAUGUUUCAAAAAGUGUUGCACCCAGAGGUAAGAAGAAAAAAAAAGAUUUAUAUAAAAAAGCAGAAGCUGCUGGGACAAGUUCUGAUCUUUAUAUGGCAUACAAGGGUCCUGAGGGAAAGAAAGAAACUGUAACGUCUGCUCAGGGCUCAGAAAGUUCUUCAAGAGUUAGUGAGAAGCAAAAAUCUACGGAUAUGUCUCAAGAGAAUGCUGUUCCAUGUGAGAAACCUUCUCAUGUUAAAGUGGAGCCUGAUGAUUGGGAAGACGCUGCUGAAAUUUCUACUCCGCAGUUAGAUACUUUAAAGAAUGAAAAUCAGGAUGAUGAUGGAUUAACAACUAAAAGGUACUCCCGAGAUUUCCUUCUGAAAUUUGUUGAGCAAUGCACUGAUCUUCCAGAGGGUUUUGAAAUUGCUCCCGACAUAGUAGAUACGCUGGUGGUCUCGAGUGUUAAUAUAUCACGUGAGUCAUAUCCUAGCCCUGGACGUAAUACUGACAGGCCGGUUGUAGGUUCUAGACCAGAUCGUCGUGCAAGUGGCUUGGUAGAGGAGGACAAAUGGAAUAAAUUUCCUGGGCCUGUUAUGUCAGGGCGAGGAGACAUACGGACAGAUGUUGGCCACAUGAAUAAUAUUGCAGGGCUUCGACCUGGCCAAGGAGUUAAUUAUGGUGUUGUAAGGAAUCUUCGGGCUCAGCCACCUGUCCAUUAUGCUGGGCCUAUCCUCACUGGGCCAUUGCAGUUUGGUCCUCAGGGUGGGCCAUUGCAAAGAAAUAAUUCUGAUUCCGAUAGGUGGCAGCGAGCAACUGGUUUUCAGAAGGGUUUGAUGCCUCCUCCUCAGACGCCUAUGCAGAUUAUGCACAAAGCUGAAAAGAAGUAUGAAAUAGGUAAGGUCACUGAUGAAGAACAAGCGAAGCAAAGGCAGUUGAAGGGCAUCUUGAACAAGCUUACGCCUCAAAAUUUUGAAAAACUGUUUGAACAAGUUAAGCAAGUGAACAUCGACAAUGUAAUUACGUUGUCUGGGGUGAUUUCGCAGAUUUUUGAUAAAGCUCUCAUGGAGCCGACCUUUUGUGAGAUGUACGCCAACUUCUGCUUUCACCUUGCUGCAGAUUUGCCUGACCUAAGUGUGGACAAUGAAAAAAUUACUUUCAAGAGAUUACUCCUGAAUAAAUGUCAGGAAGAAUUUGAAAGGGGAGAAAGAGAGGAAGAAGAGGCAAAUAAAGCUGAGGAAGAAGGGGAGGUUAAGCAGACAGCGGAAGAGAGAGAGGAAAAGAGACUCCAAGUCCGAAGACGCAUGUUAGGUAAUAUUAGACUCAUUGGAGAACUGUACAAGAAGAGAAUGCUGACUGAGAGAAUAAUGCACGAGUGCAUAAAUAAGUUGUUGGGUCAGUAUCACACUCCUGAUGAGGAGAAUAUUGAAGCCCUGUGCAAAUUGAUGAGCACAAUUGGGGAGAUGAUAGAUCACCCAAAAGCAAAGGAGUUCAUGGAUGCCUAUUUUGAUAUCAUGGCACAGUUAUCCAAUAAUAUGAAACUUUCAUCCAGGGUCAGGUUCAUGCUGAAAGAUUCUAUUGAUCUGAGAAAAAACAAGUGGCAGCAGAGGAGGAAAGUUGAAGGUCCUAAAAGAAUUGAUGAGGUACACAGAGAUGCUGCUCAAGAGCGGCAUGCACAGGCUAGUAGGCUUGCUCGUGUUCCCAGCAUGGGUAAUUCUGCUAGAAGGGGUCAACCUAUGGAUUUUGGUCCUAGAUCUUCAAAUAUGUUAUCUCCGCCAAGUCCCCAGAUUGGUGGUUUCCGUGGUGUUCCCCAGCAGCAACGUGGUUAUGGUACUCAGGACGCCCGGACAGAUGAGAGACAUUCCUCUGAGAACCGGACCAUGUCCUUUCCUAUGCCUCAGAGAACCCUCGGUGAGGAGUCCAUAACUCUUGGGCCACAAGGUGGUCUUGCAAGGGGAAUGGCUUUUAGAGGGCAAGCAUCAGCACCUAGCAUCCCCUUGGCUGAGAUGCCAAAUUCUGGAGAUGCACGGAGGAUAGGACUCGGUCAGAAUAACAUCAGUUCCAUUCCUGAACGAGCGGCUUAUGGCCAAAGAGAGGAUCUCAUGCCAAGAUAUAUGUCCGACAAAAUCCCUGCUCCAAUUUUUGACCAAUCUCAUCCUCAGGUGCAAAAUAUUACUUCUGGGAAUAGAGAAGUUAGAAAUGCAGGUGGCCCGCCUAUUAACACACUAAACGCGUCUUCUGAUAAGGUGUGGCCAGAAGAGGAAUUGCAGGAGAAGUUCUUGGCUACAAUCAAAGAAUUCUACAGUGCAAGAGACGAGCACGAAGUUGCUUUGUGCAUCAAGGAAUUUAACGCCCCCAGCUUUUAUCCGUCUAUGAUAUCUGCCUGGGUUAAUGAUUCUUUCGAGAGAAAAGACAUGGAGAGAGAUCUAUUGACAAAGCUUCUUAUCAAUCUAACAAAACCUGGACAAGGCAUGAUUAGUGAAUCUCAACUCAUCAAAGGGUUUGGAUCUGUUCUUGCUGGUUUGGAAGAUAUGGUGAAUGAUGCACCUAAAGCAGCAGAGUUCCUCGGUCGUAUUUUCGCCAAAGUGAUAUUGGAAAAAAUUGUCUCACUUUCUAAAAUCGGGCAGUUAAUAUACGAAGGUGGAGAAGAGCAAGGGCAGCUUGUGCAAAUAGGGCUUGCAGCCGAUGUACUCGGCAGCACACUGAAUAUCAUCCAGUCGGAGAAAGGUGAGUCCGUAUUGAAUGAGAUUCGUUCGAGUUCUAAUCUUCGACUAGAGGAUUUUAGGCCACCUGGGUUUAAAAAAUCUUUGACAAUAGAUAAGUUCAUUUAGAGGAUACGAAUGCAGAAUGCUCAUUUGUAUCUGGUUAGAGAAUUUUUAUUCCUUGGUUCUUUUUAGGACACAGUUUCUAAAGUUGCAGGUUUAUAUAUUUAAUUUUGGGUUAAUGGUGGAUUUUUUUUUAUUAGCACAAAGUCAAUUAUUUUUGCCAGGAUAUUUAUCUCGAUUCUAGAAAGGUUCAAUUGUGAGCAUUCAUCAUCCA